UUCCCAUGAUACCUUCCAAGAUGAUGAAUGCUGAGGAAGACCCUUUGGACAGCUUUCUCCAGUAUAUUGAGGAUAUGGGAAUGAAGGCAUAUGACGGCCUGGUCAUUCAAAAUGCAUCUGACAUUGCUCGAGAGAAUGAUCGCUUGAGAAAUGAAACAAACCUGGCUUACCUGAAGGAGAAGAAUGAGAAACGGCGACGGCAGGAAGAAGCAAUCAAACGCAUCGGUGGAGAAGUAGGGCGAGGCCAGGACUCCAGCUACGUGGGCAAGCACUUCCGCAUGGGGUUCAUGACUAUGCCUGCUCCUCAAGACAGACUUCCACAUCCCUGCUCCAGCGGAUUCACCGUGAGAUCUCAGUCCCUACACUCUGUUGGGGGCACGGAGGAUGACAGCAACUGUGGAUCCAGGAGACAGCCGCCCCCCAAGCCCAAACGGGACCCCAGCACCAAGCUUAGCACUUCAUCUGAGACAGUCAACAGUACUACAGCCAGUAAGAGCGGGAGAUCCCUGGAGAGGGCGGAAGUGUCUGCCAAGCCAAGACCUCACAGUGAUGAGUAUUCAAAGAAAAUUCCCCCUCCGAAACCCAAACGGAAUCCUAAUACUCAGCUUAGCACGUCUUUCGAUGAAACCUACAUCAAAAAGCAUGUGCCAAGGAGGACCUCGCUCCCCCGGGAUUCGUCGCUGUCCCAGGUCUGCAGCCCCGCAGCAGACGGCGAGGAGGAGGAGCCCGUGUACAUCGAGAUGGUGGGGAACAUUCUCAGAGACUUUAGGAAAGAGGACGACGAUCAGAGCGAGGCUGUCUACGAGGAGAUGAAGUACCCCAUUUUCGACGACCUAGGCCAAGAUUCCAAAUGCGACUUUGAGCUUCACAGCUGCUCCUCACAGUGUGCUACUCCCACGGUGCCUGACUUGGACUUCGCCAAGUCUUCAGUGCCAUGCACUCCUAAGGGUUUGCUCUGUGACAUCCCGCCGCCCUUCCCCAACCUGCUCUCUCAUAGACCUCCCCUGCUGGUGUUCCCCCCAGCCCCGGUCCACUGCUCCCCCAAUUCUGACGAGUCUCCACUGACCCCGCUGGAGGUCACAAAGCUUCCCGUGUUGGAAAACGUGUCUUACAUGAAACAGCCACCUGGAGCAUCUCCAUCCUCACUGCCACACGCCUCCAGCCACGCUAAAGAGCAGCCCGGAGCCCUGGGCCCUACUUCUGCGACGUCUGUGCUCUCCUCAUCCCCUCCGCCUCCGUCCACGCUGUACCGAACCCAGUCUCCCCACGGCUACCCUAAAAGUCACUCCACCUCCCCGUCCCCGGUCAGCAUGGGGAGGUCCCUGACGCCCCUGAGCCUCAAGCGGCCGCCCCCCUAUGACGCCGUGCAUUCCGGCGGCCUCUCCAGGAGUUCCCCCUCAGUGCCUCACUCGAUGCCCAGACCCGUGUCGCAGGACGGGGCCAGGAUGGUCAAUGCUGCGGUGAACACCUGCAGCGCAGCGCAGAGCGGCUCGCGCUCCAGAACCCCCACGAGUCCCCUGGAGGAGCUGACCAGCCUCUUCACCUCAGGCCGGAGCCUGCUGCGGAAGUCCUCCAGCGGCCGUCGGUCCAAAGAAGCAGCAGAGAAAUCCACAGAGGAACUGAAAGUCCGAAGCCACAGCACGGAGCCAUUACCAAAGCUGGACAGCAAAGAGAGGGGUCACCACGGGGCAUCUUCUUCCAGGGAGCCAGUGAAAGCUCAGGAAUGGGAUGGAACACCAGGGCCACCUGUGGUCACCAGCAGAAUGGGCAGAUGUUCUGUGAGCCCUACCUUGUUGGCAGGAAACCACAGUUCAGAACCUAAAGUAAGCUGCAAAUUGGGCCGGUCGGCGUCUACAUCAGGAGUUCCUCCUCCUUCUGUUGCUCCUCUCAGGCAAGCCAGUGACCUGCAACAGAGCCAGGUGGCAUGCAUGCAGUGGUUUCAUGGAGACCAUACGAUGCUUGAGAUGAUUGAGAAAAAGCGUUGCUUGUGCAAGGAAAUAAAGGCUAGACAGAAAACGGAAAAGGGCCUUUGCAAACAGGAUAGCAUGCCAAUCCUACCCAGCUGGAAGAAGAACGCAGGUGCAAAGAAAUACAGCCCUCCACCCUAUUCCAAACAGCAAACGGUAUUCUGGGAUACUGCCAUAUGAAUGUGUACCGGAUGGCAUGAGCUCCACAUUGCUUACUACAAGGGAAGUCAACUUGGUCUUGUGAUCAUUAAUUGUUACCUGUGUUCUUGUUGAUGUGGAAUACCACGGGAAUCUGCGUGUCCUGUGGCAAGUCCAAACUAAAGUGUGUAUGUAUAUACCUGCAAUUAAG
Molecule: messenger RNA, 2316 nt
Organism: Nannospalax galili (Upper Galilee mountains blind mole rat)
Lineage: Eukaryota; Metazoa; Chordata; Mammalia; Rodentia; Spalacidae
Gene: Nyap2
Product: neuronal tyrosine-phosphorylated phosphoinositide-3-kinase adaptor 2
Exons: 6
Coding region: 6-2147 (713 amino acids)
Biological process (GO): phosphatidylinositol 3-kinase/protein kinase B signal transduction; neuron projection morphogenesis
Source: RefSeq, a predicted model, not a curated record